This is a messenger RNA of Candidozyma auris, 453 nucleotides long. It is a transcript of the gene UBI3, whose product is annotated as ubiquitin-40S ribosomal protein eS31 RPS31 fusion protein. NCBI's taxonomy places the organism in Eukaryota, Fungi, Ascomycota, Pichiomycetes, Serinales, Metschnikowiaceae. The transcript has a single exon. Bases 1 to 453 code for a protein of 150 amino acids. Gene Ontology annotation, cellular component: ribosome; cytoplasm; nucleus. The record is from RefSeq and is a predicted model, not a curated record. Gene Ontology annotation, molecular function: structural constituent of ribosome; protein tag activity; ubiquitin protein ligase binding. Gene Ontology annotation, biological process: translation; modification-dependent protein catabolic process; protein ubiquitination.
AUGCAAAUUUUCGUCAAGACCUUGACCGGUAAGACGAUCACCCUCGAGGUGGAGUCUUCCGACACUAUCGACAACGUCAAGUCCAAGAUCCAGGACAAGGAAGGUAUUCCUCCAGACCAGCAGAGAUUGAUCUUCGCUGGUAAGCAGUUGGAGGAUGGCAGAACCUUGUCUGACUACAACAUCCAGAAGGAGUCCACCUUGCACUUGGUGUUGAGAUUGAGAGGUGGUGGUAGAAAGAGAAAGAAGAAGGUGUACACCACCCCAAAGAAGAUCAAGCACAAGCACAGAAAGCACAAGUUGGCUGUCUUGACCUACUACAAGGUCGACAACGACGGUAAGGUUGAGAGAUUGAGAAGAGAGUGCCCUAACUGUGGUGCUGGUAUUUUCAUGGCCAACCACCCUGACAGACAGUACUGUGGUAGAUGUCACACCACCUUCAAGCUUAACGCUUAA